AUGGAGGCUAUGAAGUCUAAGGCCAAUUAUGCCCAGAACCCAAGUUGUAGCAUAAUGAUAUUUCAUCCAACCAAAGAAGAGUUUAAUGAUUUUGAUAAAUACAUCGCUUACAUAGAAUCCCAAGGUGCAUACAGAGCAGGCCUGGCCAAGGUAAUUCCCCCCAAAGGAUGGAAAGCCAGACAGACUUAUGAGGGUAUCAGUGACAUCUUAAUAGCUGCCCCUCUCCAGCAGGUAGCCUUUGGGGAGGCAGGUGUGUUUACUCAGUACCACAGAAAGAAAAGAGCCAUGACCGUGAGCCAGUAUCACCACCUAGCACAUACUGUAAAAUAUCAAGCUCCACCACACUUGGAUUUUGAGGACCUGGAGCAAAAAUACUGGAAAACGCGCCUGCGCGGUUCCCCCAUCUACGGCGCCGAUGUCAGUGGCUCCUUGUUCGAUGAGAACACGAAGCAGUGGAACCUGGGCCACCUGGGCACCAUCCAGGACCUGCUGGAGCAGGAGUGCGGAGUGGCCAUCGACGGCGUCAACAGCCCGUACCUGUACUUCGGCAUGUGGAAGACCGCCUUCGCCUGGCACACGGAGGACAUGGACCUUUACAGCCUCAACUUCCUGCACUUCGGGGAGCCCAAGACGUGGUACGCGGUGCCCCCUGCGCACGGCCGGCGCCUGGAACGCCUGGCCAGGGAGCUGUUCCCUGGCCCCGCGCGGGGCUGCGAGGCCUUCCUGAGACACAAGGUGGCGCUCAUCUCGCCCACGGUCCUCAAGGCCCAGGGCAUCCCCUUUGGCCGCGCCACUCAGGAGGCGGGCGAGUUCAUGGUGACGUUUCCCUAUGGCUACCACUCGGGCUUCAACCACGGCUUCAACUGCGCCGAAGCCAUCAACUUCGCCACCCCGCGCUGGGUCGAUUAUGGCAAAGUGGCGUCGCAGUGCAGCUGCGGGGCGGCGCGGGUGGUGUUCUCCAUGGACGCGUUCGUGCGCAUCCUGCAACCCGAGCGCUACGAGCUGUGGAAACGGGGACAGGAUCGGGUGGCGCUGGAACACACGGAGCACCUGUCCUCGCCUGGCAGCCUGGAGUUGAGUGCCUGGAGGGAGGUCCGCGAGCCUGGGGGGGCUGCUUUCAGCCCAAGGUACUGCCCGCCUCGUGUGGCCUCACGCCACCGUCGUGCAGGGUCUGCGGGUGGUGGGACCUGCCGCCGAGUCCCCGUGCGUUCUGUGUCCUCAAGCCCUGCACGAGUCCGGCGUUCUUCCUCCGCUGCCCAGCUCGAGGCUUCUGCUGCUUGCAGCUCCGGGAAGCCCAGAUCCACCCGGUGGCCAACCCCAUGCCCAGCCACCCCUGAUCUCCGUCUAAGUGGCAGCUGGGGCCUCAAGCCUCAACCCUUGCCUGCUGUUGGACCCUUGAUGGACAGCCCAGUCCCUCUGAGCCCUGGGCUCCAGCAUCCUGCUGAGGCUUCUGGGCACUGCUGUGCCCCUGUCCCCUAA
Phacochoerus africanus (Common warthog) is the source of this 1479-nucleotide messenger RNA. It is a transcript of the gene KDM4D, whose product is annotated as lysine demethylase 4D. The coding region runs from base 1 to 1479 and encodes 492 amino acids. Gene Ontology annotation, molecular function: histone H3K9 demethylase activity. Gene Ontology annotation, cellular component: nucleus. The transcript is spliced from 2 exons. NCBI's taxonomy places the organism in Eukaryota, Metazoa, Chordata, Mammalia, Artiodactyla, Suidae. The record is from RefSeq and is a predicted model, not a curated record. Gene Ontology annotation, biological process: chromatin remodeling.